UCCUUCCUUGUUUGUAGGACUAUAACCUACUAUUCCACUAGCGUUAAAUGUAGUAGAGAACGGGCUCUGGUAGCACGCACAUUUGCAUUCACUGAUUACUGCAUUCAGCUGUUUCGUUGAACGAUCAACUGUCCAUUUGUCGAAUUAUUUAAUACUUUUACAUGUUAGGUCUGUACCUCGCGGUGAAAUGAACUAUAUUCAACUUAUUUGUGCAACGUUGACCCGUGGCGCACAUAGGCUUUGCUUUCUAGCUAGCCUGCUAGCACACUGCUUGGUAGAGGAUUUCCAGGGGAAAUAAGGAAUAUGGUAGCGAACUCACCAUCCCCUCUCCCAGAAAGGGCCAUCUAUGGAUAUGUGCUUUUCUUGGGCUCACAGUUUGGAUUUUUUUUGUAUUUAGUGUGGGCAUACGUUCCAGAAGCUUGGCUCCAUUCAGUUGGAUUAACAUACUGGCCCCAGAAGUACUGGGCACUUGCUGUGCCAGUUUAUCUCCUGGUUGGUUUGACAUUCUCUUUAAUCCUUUUGUUUGGGAUCAACAUGAUAAACACAGCUCCACUCUGUUCAGUUGAUAACAUCACAGAUUCCUAUGCCAAAGGUCAACAAAAAGACUGCUGUUCAAGAGGAUCUACACCAAGACUGAAGGAUGUGUCCAUUAGUGAAAUAAACCUGUCAUCCUUCUGCAUCAAGGAAAAUAAGGAGAGAGCUACAUUCAAGAAGUUGAACAUCAGGAAGGCAGCAUGGCCAUGAGAUCAGUCCUGCAAUCCAUUUUGUGGCUCAAUUGGCUGACUUCAAUACUUUACUCUAUAUAGCCAAUCACCUUCCUUAGUGCUUCAAACAAUCAUUCCUGUCUUUAAUAGGCUACCAUUCUCCAUUCGAUUCAUGAUGUGAAGCUGAGAUCCGUCUCGCAACUCCUAUAGGCAAGCUUGCCAUAGUUUAAGAUGACAAUUAUAUAAGGUUGAUAUGUUGCAAUGGCCAGAUUAAGCAAUUUGUAACGAUGUAGGCUAUAGAAAAAGCAUGGGCGUAUGAACACCCCUUGUAAUAGCCUAUAAUGGUGUGUAUAUUAUGUAUAGUGUAUGUAAUCAGUAAGUGUUCCCUGGCG
Alosa sapidissima (American shad) is the source of this 1096-nucleotide messenger RNA. RefSeq names its product phosphatidylinositol glycan anchor biosynthesis, class P (gene pigp). Gene Ontology annotation, molecular function: phosphatidylinositol N-acetylglucosaminyltransferase activity. The record is from RefSeq and is a predicted model, not a curated record. The transcript is spliced from 6 exons. Lineage: Eukaryota; Metazoa; Chordata; Actinopteri; Clupeiformes; Clupeidae. Bases 304 to 744 code for a protein of 146 amino acids. Gene Ontology annotation, biological process: GPI anchor biosynthetic process.